AUGCAGGUCCCCUCCAGUGUAAACCUGAGUGACAUGUUCCUGUCCAUCAGAGUAGCCCAAGUGCAGAAUCCGAGCUGCGGUGGCACAGUCACGGCUGGACAAGCUUUCAAAAAGUUUCUACCUGACAGAGCAUUGGUUUAAAGGAGUGCUACCAAAACUGUGACCAAAGGUGGCAUUAUGCUUCCAGAAGAGUCUCAAGUAAAAGUAUUGCACACAACAGUAGUGACGUGCGAUCAGGCUCAGCCGGUCAGUGUGAAAGUCGGAGACAAUGUUCUUCUCCCAGAAUAUGGAGGCCCCAAAGUAGUUCUAGACCACAAGGAUUAUUUCUUAUCUAGAGAUGGUGACAUUCUUGGAAAAUAUAUGAACUGAAAUCAUUGUUGAAAUGGUGUCACAUUCCACAAGCAUUCUGAACUA
Messenger RNA from Mesocricetus auratus (golden hamster), 414 nucleotides. Its product is annotated as 10 kDa heat shock protein, mitochondrial-like. Gene Ontology annotation, cellular component: mitochondrial matrix. The record is from RefSeq and is a predicted model, not a curated record. NCBI's taxonomy places the organism in Eukaryota, Metazoa, Chordata, Mammalia, Rodentia, Cricetidae. Gene Ontology annotation, molecular function: protein-folding chaperone binding; metal ion binding; ATP binding.